Molecule: messenger RNA, 637 nt
Organism: Daldinia caldariorum
Lineage: Eukaryota; Fungi; Ascomycota; Sordariomycetes; Xylariales; Hypoxylaceae
Product: mitotic-spindle organizing gamma-tubulin ring associated-domain-containing protein
Exons: 3
Coding region: 193-423 (76 amino acids)
Biological process (GO): gamma-tubulin complex localization; mitotic spindle assembly; microtubule nucleation by interphase microtubule organizing center
Cellular component (GO): interphase microtubule organizing center; spindle; centrosome
Source: RefSeq, a predicted model, not a curated record
AAACAAACCGCCAAUUAAAUUCCAACUGCGCGACCCCACGCGUCUGUCACAACCUACACUGCUAUGGGCAUUACUUACAUACAACUUAAACAAUUCUCAGAAACUUGAUACUCUUCGUAAACGUUAGCUUUUUUUUCUUUCUUCUAAACAUAACAAAGCUCUCUUCUCAUUCAAAAAAGAGCUUUAUACACAAUGCCACCAGCCGUCCGAGACGACAACGAGAAACAACAAGCCGCGCAGCAAGCCGUCGACAUCCUGCACGAGAUAUCCACCAUCCUAAACUGCCACCUCGACCGCCGCACGCUGUCCAUCUGCAUCUCCAUGAUCGAGAAUGGCGUGAACCCAGAGGCCCUCGCGAACGUCGUCCAGUUCCUGCGUAGAGAGGCGCAGAAGGCGGAAUUCGCUCAGAGUACUGGUCGAUGAGAUAGAUAUGCGGUUCAAUCUACCAUUACUACUAUGAGAUGAGCACUGCUAGGUACUGCUAGGUACUCUACGAGCUAGUCACGCUCUUUCAGCAAGCAACUCGCAUACCUGAUAUACCUGGAGACACGGAGUUGGGAGUUCUUGUUUGUAUUCAUGCAUCAGCUGUACUUGCAAAAUUCAUCAAGAUAUAUUAUUUUAUUUACAUCUUACUCCU